CGGGCCUUCCCUUUAAGGAGCCGGAAGUGAGGACGGGCGGGAGAGUCCGGGCGGUGACGGUGCGGGGAGCGGAGCGGGGCCGGGCCGGGCGAUUCAGAUGUUAACUUGUGAAUGAAAACCCUUAAGGCAAUCCCCAACAGCAACACAGACUAAUCUGCUGCUGGAAGACUUCAGACUGAAACCAUAUAAAAGUUUGAGAACUUUAAACAUCAUAGUGUAUUCUGUAAGGCAGCAUGACCAUGACGCAUGUUGGAGCAAUUGUGGCCGCAUUAACUGCAAUCGUAGUUUUCUGCCUCUACUCUUCCAUACACAAGAUUGAAGAGGGGCAUCUUGGCAUUUACUACAGAGGUGGUGCGUUGUUGGUUACUCCAAGUUGCCCUGGAUAUCACAUUAUGAUACCAUUCAUUACAUCCUUCAGAUCCGUUCAGACAACUUUACAAACAGAUGAAGUGAAAAAUGUUCCCUGCGGAACAAGUGGUGGGGUCAUGAUCUAUUUCGACAGAAUAGAAGUAGUGAACAGCCUUGCUCCAAGUGCAGUGUACGAUAUCGCAAAGAACUACACAGUAGACUAUGACAAGACUUUGAUUUUCAACAAAAUUCAUCAUGAACUGAACCAGUUUUGCAGUGUACACACCUUACAGGAAGUCUACAUUGAAUACUUUGAUCAAAUAGAUGAAAACCUAAAGUUGGCUUUACAAAAAGACUUGAAUGUCAUGGCACCUGGUCUUACGAUACAGGCAGUUCGAGUUACAAAACCUAAAAUUCCAGAAGCAAUUCGAAGGAACUUUGAACUUAUGGAGGCAGAGAAGACAAAGUUGCUCAUUUCUACACAGAGGCAAAAGGUUGUAGAACAGGAGGCUGAAACGGAAAGAAAACGAGCUAUUAUUGAGGCAGAAAAAUUUGCACAGGUAGCACAGAUUCAAUUCCAGCAAAAGAUUAUGGAAAAGGAAACACAGAAGAAAAUUUCAGAAAUUGAAGAUCGUGCCUAUUUAGCCAGAGAGAAGGCCAAAGCAGAUGCAGAAUUCUACACUGCCGAGAGAACAGCACAAGCCAAUCAGAUGAAACUGACUAAAGAGUAUUUGGAGAUGGUUAAAUACCAAGCAAUAUCAUCAAACAGCAAGAUUUAUUUUGGUAGUGACAUUCCAGACAUGUUCGUGGAUGCUAAUGCCUUUCGGCAAAACACUGAAACGAGGACAGAGAAAAGUUCUUCUAGUACUGAUCGGGAACAGGCAAUGCUUGCACCUGAAAGUACCUCGAGCAGGCAGCAAAGAGGUGCAAUGAAGGACUCUGGAGACAAUGCAACUUAGACUGAAUGCAGAGGAAAGACACUACUUUGUUAAAUAUUACAGAAUGCUGAUUACACAACACUGGAUUAUGUUCAAGUGGACUCUGGUAUGACAACCAUCAGAUUGGGUGCAGAAUUGUACAACAGAAUACUCAGUGGCUUUAUGUAACAAUUUCUGCAAUAGCAACAAGAUGAAAUUUUGACAUGGUACCAAUGACUAAAACUGGUUAUGCUCUAUUGCCGAACCUUAUUCCACGUCAAAAGCUGCUUUUUGUUUGAUUAACAGAUAUGGCGCCUAACUGAAAUUUGACCAUGGCAUUCUGUGUAUUUACCAAUACAUGUAAUGAGGAUUACUUUUCUGUACUGGUAUGGUAUUAUUGGAACAUCUACAAGCAGUAAAAGGAGCAUUUUCUGUUUUGAUUUUGGGUAUGAUGAAAUGAGUGGGAAUAUGAUUGACAACUGUGAACAAAUAAUUUUUUAAAACUCUGACAAGCUACAAUACUUUUGAAAAUAGAUCAGUGGAAUAGGAAAAUAUAUUUUAGAAUUAUUAAGAUGCCUUUGUAUUUAAACAAUAUCGAUUAAUGCCAUGCUUUUACAAUGGCAGUUGUGCUCAUUGACCAAGAAUUUUUGGACGGCAGUGGAAGAACAUUGGCCUCUUGUAGAUUGAAGUGCAGGAGACAACUUGGGGUAAUUUUAGUGAAAAGAGCUUAUUUCUGUUGGAGCUGUAUCAUUGCCACUUGGGGUGUCUUUGGUUUCUGACCCAGGUAGUUUUGGAAACUAUAUUGGAGUCACCUUAUUUGGUACAACAUAAAACAAGCAGGGCAUUUUGUUUUCAAUUGAUGAAACAUUUUUCACACCAACUAGAAAUGAUUAAUUGCGAGAAUGCAAACAGUUUUGAAGACUUGUAUGCACUGACUUGACUCCUUAGACUGUUAAGAUGCAAGCUGCAGUACUAAUUGUAGCGGAGAAAUAGAGCAUUGUCCCUUAGUAUUAAUUAUACCACCUAAGACUGACCCCAAAUUCUAGGUGAUGAUGCAAAAUUGAAUAUGUCCUGUUAAUAACUUUAUUUAGAAUGAGCUUUCCCAUGGAUUUAUUACUCAAUUGAUCAAAUAAAGCAAGCCAGUUUAAGAUGGCAGGCAAUUGUUAAAGAUUCUUUUACAUGCAAAGAAAUCUAUUCUAAUAUCUGGGCAAUUGGUAUAUGCAGAUACUAAUCUUUAUUUUUGAUAAUUCAUUAUACCGUUAAACAUCUUUGCAUCAUGCCAUGUAAUCCUUUUGUGGUGUUCUAGCCUUUAUAUGCAAUAUUUGUAUUGAUCAGAUACUGAUUUCCAUCCCCCAUCCAGACUUAUGAAGGUUUUAAUGUGAAAAUUGAAUAUCAGUUCCAGUGUUUGAAUCAUUACUCAUUGUAUAAAGCAGUGCCUAUCUUAAAUGAUGGUACUAAAAAAGUGUUUUUGAUGUAUGUAUUCUUUUGAAGAAAAAUAAUUAACUCUUUCUUGAUUUAAUUUCUAUUAUCUUUGUGGGAAUCGUAUUUUUCCUGGAUGAUUCUCUUGGCACAGAAGAAACAAAUGCAGAUGUGUGUUUCAAAUCAAUAUUUCUGUUGUAGACACUAUAAAAUAGUUUGUACUUCUCUCAUUCCAGAAUUCUGAUGUUUUACCUUAAUUGUAAGAUGCUUACUAAAUUUUUACUGUAUUUGGAAAAUGAUGGUAAUCUGAAGAAUUUAAGUUUACAUUGCUUCUUGAAUUACUCUUUACAAAGUGCUGGUACAUAUGCAAUGUAUUUGCUUUGAAUGAUGCUUUGGGAUUUAGUUGUGCUUGUAAAGAAAACCACCAAAUUCAAAUAUCUGGAGAAAUGGUUUGGAACAUACAGAGAAUUUAAAUUGACUUUGCAAAAUUUGCUUUGGACAUAACCUAUCUAAAAAUCAAAAAAUUGAGUUUUCUCCAAAAUCUGUCACAUAAGUAAACUUAUUUUGAUAUCAA
Messenger RNA from Pristis pectinata (smalltooth sawfish), 3258 nucleotides. RefSeq names its product erlin-1-like. The transcript has 13 exons. Gene Ontology annotation, molecular function: cholesterol binding; ubiquitin protein ligase binding. Gene Ontology annotation, biological process: SREBP signaling pathway. The coding region runs from base 234 to 1307 and encodes 357 amino acids. The record is from RefSeq and is a predicted model, not a curated record. NCBI's taxonomy places the organism in Eukaryota, Metazoa, Chordata, Chondrichthyes, Rhinopristiformes, Pristidae. Gene Ontology annotation, cellular component: endoplasmic reticulum; endoplasmic reticulum membrane.